Messenger RNA from Schistocerca piceifrons (Central American locust), 2709 nucleotides. It is a transcript of the gene Droj2, whose product is annotated as dnaJ homolog subfamily A member 1. The transcript has 8 exons. NCBI's taxonomy places the organism in Eukaryota, Metazoa, Arthropoda, Insecta, Orthoptera, Acrididae. Gene Ontology annotation, cellular component: cytoplasm; cytosol. The record is from RefSeq and is a predicted model, not a curated record. Gene Ontology annotation, molecular function: ATP binding; Hsp70 protein binding. The coding region runs from base 238 to 1440 and encodes 400 amino acids. Gene Ontology annotation, biological process: protein refolding; response to heat.
AUGUCAAAGCAGCAGUGCUAUUGGUGUGCACAGUUCGUGUUUGCCAGAAGGUCAGGAAAUUUCGAGAAGUCCGUGCUAUAAUAUCCUCGACGGAGAAGGCCGUGUGACUUAGUUGGAUGUGUGGAUCGAUAGUGCUGUAAAAUUUGUGCUCAAGUGAAGCUAUUUCUCAGUAAUUAGUUGUUCGCAUAGUGUCAGUGCAAUAAGCAAGAGCUUGGUUAUUUUCACCGUCCUGCAAAUAUGGUGAAAGAGACCACGUAUUACGACGUCUUAGGUGUAAAACCAAAUUGUACGCUUGAUGAACUAAAGAAAGCGUACAGGAAGUUAGCCUUAAAGUACCAUCCCGACAAGAACCCAAAUGAGGGUGAAAAGUUCAAACAGAUUUCUCAAGCGUACGAGGUCCUAUCAAAUCCAGAGAAGCGGCGGAUUUAUGACCAAGGUGGUGAGCAAGCCUUAAAAGAGGGAGGUGGCAAUGGCUUCUCAGCACCUAUGGAUAUUUUCGAUAUGUUCUUUGGUCAAGCAUUUGGUGCCCGCGGUCGUGGACGUGCACGUGAGCGUCGUGGAAAGGAUGUUAUUCAUCAGUUGAGCGUUUCUUUGGAGGAACUGUACAAAGGAGCUGUUCGCAAACUUGCACUGCAGAAAAAUGUUAUCUGUGACAAGUGUGAAGGCCGAGGUGGCAAGAAGGGAGCAGUAGAGACGUGCCCAGCAUGUCAUGGCAAUGGUAUGCAGGUGCACAUCCAGCAGCUGGGGCCUGGCAUGAUCCAGCAAAUCCAGUCGAUGUGUUCAGAGUGCCGCGGGCAGGGGGAGCGGAUCAAUCCCAAGGACCGGUGUAAGCAGUGCCAGGGCAAGAAGACAAUCCGUGACAGAAAAAUUCUAGAGGUUCAUGUAGAUAAAGGCAUGGUUGAUGGUCAGAAAAUAGUUUUCGGUGGUGAAGGAGAUCAGGAACCUGGGUUAGAGCCAGGUGACAUCAUCAUAGUUCUGGAUGAGAAAGAGCAUGAAAUGUUCAAGCGAUCUGGAUGUGAUCUCAUAAUGAGAAUGAAUAUUGAGCUAGUGGAAUCGUUGUGUGGAUUCCAGAGAGUUAUAAGGACAUUAGAUGAUAGGGACUUAGUUAUUACUUGCAUCCCAGGUGAAGUUACCAAGCAUGGUGAUGUCAAGUGCAUUAUGAACGAGGGAAUGCCUCAGUACAAGAACCCAUUUGAGAAGGGACGUCUUAUUAUUCAGUUCCUUGUGAAUUUUCCAGCGACUAUUCCACCGGAAGUUAUACCACAGUUGGAAAACUGCCUGCCACCAAGACCAGAAUCCAUGAUACCUGAUGGAGCAGAAGAGUGCUUGCUGAUGGAAAUGGACCCAGAGCAGGAAGCACGGCGGCGUGAGUAUAAGAAUGCGUACGAUGAAGAUGAGUCGGGCACUGGUCCCAGUCGGGUUCAGUGUGCUACACAUUAAUGGUGCACAUUGUCGGACUUGCUCUUAAAUUUAUUCUGUGGGAGCCUCAGCUAAUGUUAUGUGGCUGUCCUUUUCCAAUUCUUGUCUUUUACUGGAGCACUUGGCAUGUGCAGAUGUAUCAUUCUGACACUGUUCUCAAUGUUGCAACUUGUUCUAUUCAUUGCCCAGGUUCCAUCGUCUGUUUAAUUUACAGUAUAGAUUGUGAAAGAACUUUGUAUACAAUCAGUUCCUGUACAUCAUUGUUGACUUAAUUAAAAUUAAGAAACCAGAAUUCAUAGUUACACUCCUACUUUUUAGUAAUUCAGAUUGACCAUGCACCUGUUGGAAAAAUAGAAAAAUUUAGUUGUUUAUGCAGUUCCCAUUUUAUGGGUGUGUGCAACAUAAAUUAUCAGUAUUAUAGGUGUAGUGUAAGGAUAACAGGAAGAAAUCAUUGAAUGUGAUCUCAACCUUGCCACAACUGCUUUAUCUGUACGUGCUUCAUAUUAUAACUAUGAAUAUUGCACUAUUAUUUGUUGCUUUAUUUUGUGUAACUAUGAGUCUUCUGAGAAUUUCAGUUGAAUGAAAUAUUUGUCAGAAAGUGCUAAAUCAUGUAGUUGACAAUAUGAUUUUGGUAAAUUUAUUUUAUUCUCAUUAGGCUCUGUCACGGAGUACCAGUUUUAAAUGACAAUUUAGUAUAAGACACAAAUUUCCCUUCUGCCUAAAAUUUGCAGAAAUGUGAACAUUCAUAGAUAAUGAAUUUGCAGUUGCUGUUUAUACCAAUUCUGCUGGAGGUAAUUAUUAAAUUUGCUACUGGCACUGUUGUGAAUUACAACAAAUACAAAAUGUUAGGUGCUCUGGAGUAAUCAUGGACUGCUGUUAAUAAACAAUUUUCAAAUUGUGAAAUGAGCAAGUCUCAGUAAUUAAAGCAAGUGUGAAGUGUGAUAUUUAUGCCUUGUGGACUCUGAGAAUAUUCAGUUUUCUAAUGUGAAUGUUUUCUGAUGCCAUCUGGUGUCUUAUCAAGCUAUUCCAUGUAUGUGUUAAGUAAAGAGAGAACUUUUGUUAUACAGUGACAUAAUUUAUUUUUCCUAUGUUUAGUCAGUUAUUUCUGCAAAUUUGUUGCAUUCCACAAAACAAUGGUACAGCUGCAUUUCUGCAGAUUUACUCAGAGAUCAGUUGCCUGAGUUUUUGAAAGCUUUAUUUGUAAUUUUUAACAACUGUUUGUUUCUAAGAGUUUGUAAGUGUACUAUUUAAUAUGUGCUUUCCAAUUAUUAAAUAAAUACAAUGAUCAAA